AUGUCUGACGAAGGUAAAAAAGUGACACGAAAAGAAGCCAAAAAGGCGAAAGCCAAAGAGAAUUAUGACAAAACUAUCCUGUCGAUGGGAGGUGUCGUUGAUAAUCUUCCAGUUGUUGAAGGAAACCAGGAUGAACAUGGAGGAAUCGGUUCUGGUGCAGAGCUUGGUGCUCACUUCACUGUCUCUCAAACAUCUAAAACUGCAACACAAUUGACUCAAAUGGAGAAUAGUAUGGAUAUCAAGCUCGAGAAUUUCGAUAUUGCUGCUCAAGGAAAACUCCUUUUUGAUAAGGCUAACUUGACAAUUGUCUAUGGACGAAGAUACGGAUUAGUUGGACCUAAUGGAAUGGGAAAGACAACUCUAUUGAAACACAUUGGUGCUCGGAGACUUGCUAUUCCAUCUCACAUUGAUCUUUUGUAUUGUGAACAAGAAAUUCAAGUAGACAGCACCUCUGCCAUCGACACUGUUGUGAAAUCUGACAAGAAACGUUUGUCACUUUUAGAAGAGGAAGCGAAGCUUAUGGAACAAAUUGAGCAAGGUCUAACUGAAGCCGCUGAACGAUUGCAAGAAGUUUCCGAAGAGUUGAGAGAUAUCGGAGCAGAAAGUGCCGAACCAAGAGCACGACGAAUUCUUGCUGGUUUGGGAUUCUCAAAGGCUAUGCAGGAGAAGCCAUGCACUGAUUUUUCUGGAGGUUGGAGAAUGAGAAUUUCUCUAGCCAGAGCUCUUUUCCUUGAGCCAACACUCUUGAUGCUUGACGAGCCUACCAACCAUCUUGAUCUCAAUGCAGUCAUUUGGCUUGACAACUAUUUGCAAACUUGGAAGAAGACUCUUCUCAUCGUUUCUCACGACCAAGGAUUCCUGGACAGCGUUUGCACGGAUAUCAUUCAUCUCGACAACCAGAAACUGCAUUCUUACCGUGGAAACUAUACACUUUUCAAGAAACAAUACGCCCAAGAUUUGCAAGUCCAUGAAAAGAAUUUCGAUCAGCAGCAGAAGCAGCUGAAGGCGAUGAAAAAGAAGGAAAAAAAGGGAGGCAAGAAAAACGCGGCUAAACAAAAUGACGACGACGAUGCACCAUCCGCUGAACUUCUCCAACGUCGCAAAGAAUAUUCUGUAAAGUUCCAGUUCCCUGAAACUGAUAAGUUGAAUCCACCAGUUCUCGGAUUGUACGGAGUGACAUUCGGUUACGGAAACGAUAUUCUCUUCAAGAAUAUUGAUUUCGGAGUGGAUAUGGAUUCAAGAAUUGCUAUUGUUGGACCAAAUGGAGUUGGAAAGUCUACUCUUCUCAAGUUGUUAAUCGGAAAAAUUGAACCACAAUCCGGAGAGCUCCGCAAACACCGAACCCUUCGCAUCGGAUGGUUCGAUCAGCACGCCAACGAGGCUUUGAAUGGCGAACAAACACCUGUUGAGUUCCUUUGUACCAAAUUCAACAUAGACUAUCAAGAGGCUCGUAAGCAACUCGGAACAACUGGACUCGCUGCACACGCCCACAUAGUCAAAAUUCGAGAUCUUUCCGGAGGACAAAAAUCAAGAGUUGCUCUGUGUAAUUUGGCUCUUGGUAGUCCAGAUAUCAUCAUUCUUGACGAACCCACAAACAAUUUGGAUAUCGAAUCAAUUGAUGCUUUGGCUGAAGCAAUCCGUGACUUCAACGGUGGCGUGCUGAUGGUUACUCACGACGAGCGACUCGUGGUGCGAACUGAUUGUAAUUUAUGGAUUGUGGAGAAUCAAACGGUGGCUGAGAUUGAUGGAGACUUUGAUGACUACAAGAAGGAAGUUCUGGAUGCCCUGGGAGAAGCUCUCAUUGCCAAGAAAUAA
This is a messenger RNA of Caenorhabditis briggsae, 1815 nucleotides long. It is a transcript of the gene Cbr-abcf-1, whose product is annotated as Protein CBR-ABCF-1. Bases 1 to 1815 code for a protein of 604 amino acids. The transcript is spliced from 6 exons. NCBI's taxonomy places the organism in Eukaryota, Metazoa, Nematoda, Chromadorea, Rhabditida, Rhabditidae. The record is from RefSeq and is a predicted model, not a curated record. Gene Ontology annotation, molecular function: ATP binding; ATP hydrolysis activity.